AUGAGCCUCUAUCGCUCAUUAGGGCUCUUGACAAUCAAGAACUCUGCAACAACGCUACCUAGCGCCAUAAAACUGAGGAUUGUGGUUUGUGCGACUCGCAAUCUUACCACGACCAGACAUGGGCAAGUUGUGGGUCGCCGGUGGCCGCCCAGCUCGACAUCUGUGUCUAGCCAACUAGUUACAGCCAGCCAUGGCCAUACGCUUUUAAAGGAUUGCGUAACUCGUUCACCCCCGGCCUGGAGGUGCAUUAGAUCAAUUGUGGAGGCAAAGCGAGCUUACAACUCUCAGUCUGGUCGCAGAACGCAGGAUACCACAGCGCAAGACGAUGGCUCUACCAAUAAAACACUGCCAGACAAUGGGGCUGCUGGAGCUAAACUAUCAGAACACCAGCAUCACGUCAAGCUGCCUGUUUCGGGGCACGCUAUUCUGGAUGUUGACUUAACUUCCCAACAGAUAUCACACAUUUCUCAGGAUAUAAUGCCUCCCUCGCCGGAAUACUGGGACCAUAGAUUGUUGAAAAACCAGGAUGGAGAAACUGUGCCCAUACAUUACUGCUACUCCCUCAAACACACAGAGAGCGUGGCACAGCUAUUCCUUGAUGAGCCCGUACUUGGAUUCGACCUGGAGUGGCAACCCCAAGCCUCCAAGUACAGUACAAUCCAAGAAAAUGUUUCGCUCAUUCAGCUCGCCAGUCGUGAACGAAUCGCACUUUUCCACGUCUCUCGGUUCAAACCCGCAGCUAAUCUCGAGGAUCUCGUAUCUCCAACGCUCAAGCAGAUUUUGGAGAACCCAAAUAUCACAAAGACCGGUGUAGCAAUAUCAAAUGAUUGUACUCGUCUUCGGAAAUAUCUAGGGAUUGAGGUCCGCGGCAGAUUCGAACUCAGCCACCUUUAUAAACUGAUCAAAUACAACAACUCCGACCCAACUUUGAUCAACAAACGUCUCAUUAGUCUUACACGGCAAGUUGAAGAACACCUCGGGCUUCCGUUAAGGAAAGACUCGUAUGUGCGGUGCAGCGACUGGAAUCGCGCGCUUACAAGCAACCAGGUUUUUUAUGCCGCUGCCGACGCAUAUGCCGGCUUCCAUUUGUUCCAUACUAUGGAUGCAAAGCGAAAAGCACUUGAUCCUGUACCACCUCUACCAGCACAUGCCGAGCUGAACCGCCCGAUACGGGUUGCGCAUGCUCCGAAGACUGGUGUGCAAGUCGAAACAGCCGGUGCUCGUAACACUGGGCCUAUUAGUGGGGUUGGGUCUGUUUAG
This is a messenger RNA of Aspergillus puulaauensis, 1260 nucleotides long. Its product is annotated as 3'-5' exonuclease. Bases 1 to 1260 code for a protein of 419 amino acids. Gene Ontology annotation, molecular function: 3'-5' exonuclease activity; nucleic acid binding. The record is from RefSeq and is a predicted model, not a curated record. Gene Ontology annotation, biological process: nucleobase-containing compound metabolic process. Lineage: Eukaryota; Fungi; Ascomycota; Eurotiomycetes; Eurotiales; Aspergillaceae. The transcript has 3 exons. Gene Ontology annotation, cellular component: nucleus; cytoplasm.